AUGGUUAUUUUCUUGUUACUCUUCUUUUUUUCCCCUUUCAGCAUUUUCACUCUCUGUUUCUUUCUUUCUUUCUUUCUUUCUUUCUUUCUUUCUUAUUUUUCACUCCCCUUAAAUUUCUUUCUUUCUUUCUUUACUUUUUUUGUUACAUUUCUUUCUUUUCUUCUAUUGAUUAUUUUCUUUUUUUUCUUUCUUUCUUUUCUUCCUUUCAUCAUUUUCCACAUUUCUUUCUUUUGCUGUUUCUUUAUUUCUUUCUGUAACCGUUUUCUUUCUUUCUUUUCUUUGAUAUUUUCCGUAUUUCUUUCUAUUUUUCUUUUGUCAUUUCUUUCUUUCUUUGAUUGUUUUCUUUCUUUCUUUUGUUCUUUUCUUUUUUUGAUCAUUUUCUUUCUUUUCUUCUUUCUUUUCUUCUUUCUUUCUGUCUUUUUUUUAUCAUUUUCUUUCUUUUCUUCUUUCUUUCUGUCUUUUUUUGAUCAUUUUCUUUCUUUUCUUCUUUCUUUUCUUCUUUCUUUCUGUCUUUCUUUGAUCAUUUUCUUUCUUUUCUUCUUUCUUUCUUUUCUUCUUUUGAUCAUUUUCUUUCUUUUUUUCUUUCUGUCUUUCUUUGACCAUUUUGCCCUCAAUGCGAGCAUAAAUAGCGAGUCUGGGAGGAAGACGUCAGAGUGCAUUGUUGGCGUGAUGGCGUACUGGCUUCUUACAUUCUCUCUCUCUCUUAACUGGCUUUUAUCUCUCUCUCUCUCGCUCUCUCUCUCUCUAUCUAUCUAUCUAUCUAUCUGUCUGGCUUUUAUCUCUCUCUCUCUCUCUCUCGACUGGUUCCUUGCUUUCUCUCUUUCUCUCGACUGGUUUCUAGAUUUCUCGUUUUCUCUCUUUCUCUUCACUGGCUUCUUGCUUUCUCCUCUUUCUCUCUCUUUCUCUCUUUCUCUCUCUCUCGACUGGUUCCUUGCUUUCUCUCUUUCUCUCGACUGUCUUUCUCGACUGGUUCCAGAUUUCUCGCUUUUUCUCUUUUCUGGGUCACUGGAAAUCUUGCUUUAUCCUCUCUCUUUUCUUCCUCUUUCAUCUCUCUCCCCAUCUCUGUCUAUAAAUUGUGUCCUCCUUUUAUAUAUCUUUAAAUUUCGAUGUUUUUUUGGCUUUAAUUUCUCCUUUCUGUCUCUCUGUUUGAAAAUUGCCUCCUUGCUUUCUCUCUCUCCCUCUCUCUCCCUCUCUCGACUGGCUUCUUGCCUUCUCUCUCUAUCUCGACUGUAUCCUUGCUUCCUCCUACUCUCACUCGAUUGGCUCUUUGCUCUCUCUCUCUCACACUCUCUCAACUGGCUUCUUGCUUUCUGUCUUUGUCUUUCUGACGCAAAAAGAUUUUUAACCAAAAUUUUGGACGUUUAA
Molecule: messenger RNA, 1365 nt
Organism: Acanthosepion pharaonis
Lineage: Eukaryota; Metazoa; Mollusca; Cephalopoda; Sepiida; Sepiidae
Source: the annotation of a GenBank genome assembly